UGGGGCGGGCCGGGCCGCGUGGGGCGGGUUGCGGAGGGGACGCGAGCGUGCGCGGGCCAUGGGGCUCGCGGCUCUGCUGGCCGCGCUGCUGGCCGCGCUGCUGGCGCUCGGGCCCGGAGGUCCAGCGGGGCCCGCGGCGCUGGGGGACACGUUCUCGGCCCUGACGAGCGUGGCGCGCGCCCUGGCGCCCGAGCGCCGGCUGCUGGCGCUGCUGCGGCGCUACCUGCGCGGGGAGGAGGCGCGGCUCAGGGACCUGACCAGGUUUUAUGACAAGGUGCUUUCUUUGCAUGAAGACUCAGCAACCCCUGUGGCUAAUCCUCUGCUUGCAUUUACUCUCAUAAAACGCCUGCAGUCAGACUGGAGGAAUGUGGUACAUAGUCUGGAGGCCAGUGAGAACAUCCAAGCUCUAAAGGAUGGCUAUGAGAAAGUGGAGCAAGACCUUCCAGCCUUCGAGGACCUUGAAGGAGCAGCCAGGGCCUUGAUGCGAUUGCAGGACGUGUACAUGCUCAGUGUGAAGGGGCUGGCCCAAGGCGUCUUCCAGAGAGUCACAGGCUCUGCUGUCACUGACCUCUACAGUCCCAGACGGCUUUUCUCCCUCACAGCUGAUGACUGUUUCCAAGUUGGCAAGGUGGCCUAUGACAUGGGGGAUUAUUACCAUGCCAUUCCUUGGCUAGAGGAGGCUGUUAAUCUCUUCCGAGGGUCUUAUGGAGAGUGGAACACAGAGGAUGAGGCGAGUCUCGAAGAUGCCUUGGAUCAUUUGGCUUUUGCCUAUUUCCAGGCAGGAAAUGUGUCCUAUGCCCUCAGCCUGUCCCGAGAGUUUCUUCUUUAUAGUCCCGAUAAUAAGCGAAUGGCCAGAAAUGUCUUGAAAUAUGAAAAGCUCUUGGCUGAGAGCCCCAGUCAGAUGAUUCCUGUCAUGCAGAGACCCAACGUCCCCCACCUGCAGACCAGAGACACCUACGAGGGAUUGUGUCAGACCCUAGGUUCCCAGCCCACUCACUACCAGAUCCCUAGCCUCUACUGCUCCUAUGAGACCAACUCCAGUCCCUACCUGCUGCUCCAGCCUGUCCGGAAGGAGGUCAUCCACCUGGAGCCCUAUGUUGUCCUCUACCAUGACUUUGUCAGUGACCUGGAGGCUCAGAAAAUUAGGGGUCUUGCAGAACCAUGGCUGCAGAGAUCAGUCGUGGCAUCCGGCGAAAAGCAGUUACAAGUGGACUACCGCAUCAGCAAAAGUGCCUGGCUGAAGGACACCGUUGACCCAAUGCUGGUGACCCUUGACCACCGCAUUGCUGCCCUCACAGGCCUUGAUGUCCAGCCCCCGUAUGCAGAAUACCUCCAGGUGGUGAACUAUGGAAUCGGAGGACACUAUGAGCCCCACUUUGAUCAUGCUACGUCACCAAGCAGUCCUCUGUACAGAAUGAAGUCUGGAAACCGAGUUGCAACAUUUAUGAUCUAUCUGAGUGCAGUGGAGGCCGGAGGAGCCACAGCUUUCAUCUAUGCCAACUUUAGCAUGCCUGUGGUUAAGAAUGCAGCGCUGUUUUGGUGGAACCUGCACAGGAGUGGUGAAGGGGAUGGUGACACCCUUCAUGCUGGCUGUCCUGUCCUGGUGGGAGAUAAGUGGGUGGCCAAUAAGUGGAUACACGAGUAUGGACAGGAAUUCCGCAGACCCUGCAGUUCAAGCCCUGAAGAUUGAAAUGAUGACAGAGAGAAGCUGGUGAAGUCCUAUUGCUUUCCAGAUAUGCCAAAAGCUAGCAGAGAGGACGACAAAGGAGCGCAGUCUUCUAGAAGAGGGCUCUUGUCAGCAUGGGCUGUUCCUUGAAAAUGGGAGACAAAGUAGUCUUUACUAGGUGACAGCAGAGAAACAUUU
Elephantulus edwardii (Cape elephant shrew) is the source of this 1864-nucleotide messenger RNA. It is a transcript of the gene P4HA3, whose product is annotated as prolyl 4-hydroxylase, alpha polypeptide III. Gene Ontology annotation, molecular function: procollagen-proline 4-dioxygenase activity; protein binding; iron ion binding. Gene Ontology annotation, cellular component: endoplasmic reticulum. Bases 59 to 1690 code for a protein of 543 amino acids. Gene Ontology annotation, biological process: peptidyl-proline hydroxylation to 4-hydroxy-L-proline. The transcript is spliced from 13 exons. The record is from RefSeq and is a predicted model, not a curated record. NCBI's taxonomy places the organism in Eukaryota, Metazoa, Chordata, Mammalia, Macroscelidea, Macroscelididae.